This is a messenger RNA of Otolemur garnettii (small-eared galago), 2149 nucleotides long. It is a transcript of the gene LAMP1, whose product is annotated as lysosomal associated membrane protein 1. The transcript has 9 exons. Bases 73 to 1332 code for a protein of 419 amino acids. The record is from RefSeq and is a predicted model, not a curated record. NCBI's taxonomy places the organism in Eukaryota, Metazoa, Chordata, Mammalia, Primates, Galagidae. Gene Ontology annotation, cellular component: membrane.
AUCACCAAGUUCUCUACUGUAUUGAUCAGCUUACAUUUGCUGCUAAACAUUUUUUAAUCAGGGCAGUGAAACAUGAAGAAGCCAGUGACCACUGUUAAGCUGGAAGGCCCACGAGCUUCCAGACUGUCCCUUUACUUCAGGAUGCGUCUAGGCCUCCUGCACGGUGCACUGGCAGUGUUUGUGGUGAAAAAUGGCAACGGGACAGCUUGCAUAAUGGCCGAAUUCUCAGCUGCCUUCCAGAUGAACUACGACACUAAGAGCGGCCCUAAGAAUGUGAGCUUUGACCUGCCACCAACUGCAAAAGUGUUAAACAGCAGCUCUUGUGGUAAAGAGAACACUUCUGACACCCGUCUUGUGAUUGCUUUUGGAGGAGGACAUGAACUGACUUUCAAUUUCACAAGAGAUGCAGACCGCUACAGUGUCCAGCUCCUGAGUUUUGUGUAUAACUUGUCAGACACACUUAUUUUCCCCAAUGCAAGCUUCAAAGAUGCCAAGACUGUGGAAUCCAUAACUGACAUCAAGGCAGACAUAGAUAAAAAAUACAGAUGUGUUAAAGGCACCCAGGUGCACAUGGGCAAUGUGAGCCUCACUCUCCGUGAGGCCACCAUCCAGGCAUACCUUUCGAACAACAACUUCAGCAAGGGAGAGACACGCUGCAAGCAGGAUGGGCCUUUCCCGACCACAGUGCCGCCUGUGCCACCCAGCCCCUCGCCAGCACCCGAGAGCCCCUCAGUGGAGAACUACAGUGUGAAUGGCACCAAUGGGACCUGCCUGCUGGCCAGCAUGGGGCUGCAGCUGAACCUCACCUACGAGCAGAGGGACAACAAGACUGUGACUCGAGUGUUCAACAUCAACCCGAGUAAGACCUGGGCCAAUGGGACUUGCAGCUCCAACCUAGUGACCCUGGACCUGUGGAGCGAGGACGUUGCCCGCCUGGUCUUCCAGUUUGGGAUGAAUGCAAAUUCUACCCGGUUUUUCCUGCAAGACAUCCAGUUGAGCAUGAUUCUUGCUGACGCUCGAGACCCCCACUUCACAGCUUCCAAUGGCUCGCUGAUGGCACUACAGGCCACCCUGGGCAAUUCCUACAAGUGCAAUGCCGAGGAGCGUAUUCAGGUCACAAAGGCAUUUUCUGUCAACAUCUUCAAAGUCUGGGUCCAGGCCUUCAAGGUGGAAGGUGGCAAGUUUGGAUCUGUGGAGGAGUGUCUGCUGGACGAGGACAGCAUGCUGAUCCCAGUGGCCGUGGGGGGCGCCCUGGCUGGGCUGGUCCUCACAGUGCUCAUUGCCUACCUCGUUGGCCGGAAGAGGAGCCACGCUGGCUAUCAGACGAUUUAGGCUGCUGCUUGCACAGACGGCAGCCGCAGGGUCUGUAUUCCCCCUGGGCUGAGGGCGUGUUGGCGGGAGGCACACUGUUGUUCAAAUCUGCUUUAUCAAAUGUGAAGUUCAUCUUGCAACAUUUACUAUGCACAAAAGAGUAACUAUUGGAAUGACGGUGUUAAUUUUGCUAACUGGGUUAAAUAUUUUGCUAACUGGUUAAAUGUAAUGUUAAUAUUUACCAAAGUAGAACUUGAGGGAGAGAAGAGUGCUUUCCUCAGCCGGCCCUGGCUGCACUAUCAUCUGACACUUUACGAUUCUGGUGUUUGGUUCUUCACUCUUUACUCAGAUUUAAGCCUCACAAGGGACAUUCUCUGGUCCUCACGCUUAGGACCUGUGAAGGUUGGCUAAUUGUUAGGCUGAUGCGCUUAAGAAAUUAAAAAUAGUAGGGACGAAAAAUCUUGAAACAGAAGUACUUCAAAAGAUGAACACCUGGAAUGCUUAAAUUAAGCUUUAAGGCCAGGAGGGCCUGGCCCUGGGUGGCAGCAGCGGGUGUUGGGAAGGCACUCGGAGUGUCCUCUGGUGUCUCCAUCUUGCCACUCAAGAGCUGGCACUUUUUUAAAUAUAAAAAUAGGUGUUGUUUUUAUUUACUUUUUUUGUAAAGUGGUUUUCAGUCUUCUGUUUGGCAUUCAGGGUGAUCCCUUUCUGCGCUGUGUACAAUGAUAGAUAAUUCACUCCUGAUUUAUCUGCUGUGGCUUGGGUGGGUUGUACACUGAGGACCGGCUCCAUGUGACGCGUUGCCUGUAACAAUGCUAAUAAAAACCUGUCUUUUUGUCUA